AUGUGGAGAUUCUUCACUGCUAGCUGGUUUUGGUUUUUUGAAUUUGGAAGCACUGUUCCAUUAAGUGGUGUUUGUUUCUUUGGUUGGGGCUGCUAUGUUCUUACUUUUGGAUUUUCUGUUUUCAUGAAUGGGAUGUCUGGUUAUGUUACUUUUGUUUAUGCUAGGUGUAACAAAGCCUCCAGAACUGAAUUGUGGUCUGUUCUCCAUUCUAUUUAUUCUAAUAUGACAGAUAAAUGGAUGGUGGGGCGAGACUUCAAUUGUAUUGCCAUUUCUGUUGAGAAGAUUGGUGGGAGAUCCCUAAACAUCUCCAAGCUAUUCAACUUCAGUGACAAUAUUCAGGCAGCACAUUUGUUUGACCUUGGCUUCAAUGGCCCUCCUUUUACUUGGAAAUGGGGAAAAAUUUGGGAAAGGCUGAACAAAUACCUUAACAUUUGGUUUGAUCAUCCUUCCUUCACUGAGUUUUUUGCACAACAAUGGAAGGGGAUCUACCAUGAAGACCGUCUCAUCAAACUUUGGCCCCUUCAUCUCAAAAUCAGCAAAGCUCUUAGAACCUGGGGCUGGAAUACCUUUGGGAACAUUUUACUGAAUGUUGAGAUGGCUAAAAGGGAGGUAAAGACCACUAAAGCUGUUGUUAUCAAUCUUGAAGCUGAUAAAAGCUCUCUGAUCACUGCACAAGAAAAAUUACUCACUGCAAUUGACUGA
Phalaenopsis equestris is the source of this 702-nucleotide messenger RNA. RefSeq lists its product as uncharacterized. Bases 1 to 702 code for a protein of 233 amino acids. NCBI's taxonomy places the organism in Eukaryota, Viridiplantae, Streptophyta, Magnoliopsida, Asparagales, Orchidaceae. The transcript is spliced from 4 exons. The record is from RefSeq and is a predicted model, not a curated record.